AGUCGUUAAUCGUUACCUCACUGUGUUCAAUCUCCUCAAAAUAAAGCGAAAAAAAAAAAAAAAUGUUAUGCGCUAUGGCCAUCGACAGCGUCGCUCUGAGAAAAUCGGUGGCCGGAAUCGAGGCUGGGCGACCCUUUAAUCAGAACCCUUCUUCCUCACCCACCCGCUUUCAUUUGAAACUGAAAUUUCCUCUACUUUCACAGACCAAAUCUACGAAGCUUCCCAUUGAAUUUCAUUCUAACCCACUUCACACCCUCAACAUCCUCCCGUUUGCGCGACUUUCCUGCUCUGUUUCUCUCCUCUUUCGCUGGGAUUCUUGGAGAUGGGCUGCUCAAUUCACUUCCUAUUACUUGUUCUUUCUUUGUUUAGUUGCGCAAGCCCACGGUUAUCCAUCUUUUUCUAAUAGAUAUCCGUGUGAAGAUGUUAACUUGUAUUAUGCUAAUGUAGCAAAGUUAAAAGGUGAACCUCUCAAACGUAAGCUAAAUUCAAUUGUUGCUGCACAUCAUUCCUUGUCCUAUAAAGAGCUAAGCGGAUUUGAUGAACAGGUCUGGGAUGCCAUCAAGAUUCUUGAUGCUGCUGAUGUUGACAAACCAGAAGCCUCAUCGGCAAUAGUGGAGAUUUACUCGCAAAGGAUUGUGUCAAAGUCUCUAGCAGGGAAACCUGAGGGUUGGAACAGGGAGCAUUUGUGGCCUCGUUCUUAUGGGCUUAGAAGAGGUCCAUCCCUGACUGAUUUGCACAAUAUUCAUCCAGCAGAUACAAAUGUGAAUUUGUCCCGGGGGAACAAAUAUUUUGGAGAAUGCCAAGUUAACUCCCCAGAAUGUUUAAAGCCAGCCUACAAAGAAGCAGCUUCCGAUACUGAAACCGACAAGGAAAAAUGGGCACCUCCUAAGCGUGUUAGAGGAGAUAUAGCAAGGGCAGUAAUGUAUAUGGCAGUCUGUUAUGGGUUUCACCUUUCUGAUUCUCCAAACAAGGGAAAUAAGGAGAUGGGCCUAGUUUCCACAUUGUUAAAAUGGAAUGAGGGUGAUCCGCCAUCAAGAGAAGAGAAGUUGAGAAAUGACAGAAUAUGCGAGUUUUAUCAGCACAAUAGAAAUCCUUUUGUCGAUCAUCCAGAAUACGCUGAGCUAAUUUGGAAGCAAAUGUCUCUGGCUCGUGAAAGCUCAAAGUUUCUCAAGGGAAAGCAAUGAUCAAUAUAUGUCAUGACCAUUAACCGCCACAAGAUUUCCUAAAGAUCAAUAUGAGAAUCAGCAAUAUUACCACCACAACUAGCAUUCCAAGGAAGAAGCAGAAAACUGGAGAAUGUAGCAGAGAUGAAGAGCUCUUCAUCUGAUCUUUAGAGAUUCCUGGAACAACAGCCC
This is a messenger RNA of Benincasa hispida (wax gourd), 1355 nucleotides long. RefSeq lists its product as uncharacterized. The record is from RefSeq and is a predicted model, not a curated record. NCBI's taxonomy places the organism in Eukaryota, Viridiplantae, Streptophyta, Magnoliopsida, Cucurbitales, Cucurbitaceae. Gene Ontology annotation, molecular function: nuclease activity.